Messenger RNA from Pan troglodytes (chimpanzee), 4682 nucleotides. It is a transcript of the gene SCAF1, whose product is annotated as SR-related CTD associated factor 1. Gene Ontology annotation, molecular function: RNA polymerase II C-terminal domain binding. The transcript is spliced from 11 exons. The coding region runs from base 468 to 4439 and encodes 1323 amino acids. NCBI's taxonomy places the organism in Eukaryota, Metazoa, Chordata, Mammalia, Primates, Hominidae. The record is from RefSeq and is a predicted model, not a curated record.
GAUGGCGGCGGCAGUCCGGGCCGCGGGGCUCGGGCCUAUUGGGGUGGGCGGGGCGGAGUUGGGUCGCUAGUUGUCCCGGGGUCCUCCCCACAAGCCACGGGUCCUGGAGGGCUUCUCGGGGCGGUCUCGGGCCCGGCAGCUGCGGCGAAACCUGGCGCCGAGAGGGGGGCCUUCUCAGGGCCCCGGGACGCAUCCGUGGGUUCCUGGGGGCGUCUAUGGGGCGUCUCCGAGAGGACUUGGGGCGUCUCUGGGCCUACACCGAGCCUAAGGCCUGCCCUCCAUCACACAGCUGGCCUGGAUCGUGUCUGUAGACACUGUAGAUUGUGUUUAUGGGCUGACCGGAGGCUAGGGUCUGGUUAGAGGGUUCUGGGGCCAUCUUGAGAUCUUGAGAUAUGUCCCAGGGGUGAAGGAGGGUCUGCAAGACCUGAAGAGUAUCUUCAGAGCCAUCUAGAGCGCCUGGGGUGACCAUGGAGGAAGAAGAUGAGUCUCGAGGGAAGACAGAGGAGUCGGGCGAGGAUCGGGGCGAUGGUCCGCCAGACAGAGACCCCACGCUUUCUCCUUCUGCCUUUAUCCUGCGAGCCAUCCAGCAGGCUGUGGGAAGCUCCCUGCAGGGGGACCUGCCCAAUGAUAAAGUCUCUGCAGCAAGUCCCCUGUGUCCAAUCCCCCAUGCAAAUCUCUCAUCAGAUGGCUCUCGGUGUCAUGGCCUUCGAUGGCGGCGCUGCCGGAGUCCACGGUCAGAGCCCCGUUCCCAGGAAUCAGGGGGCACUGACACGGCUACUGUGUUGGACAUGGCCACGGACAGCUUCCUCGCAGGGCUGGUGAGUGUCCUGGAUCCCCCGGAUACCUGGGUUCCCAGCCGCCUGGACCUGCGGCCUGGCGAAAGUGAGGACAUGCUGGAGCUGGUGGCUGAGGUCCGAAUCGGGGACAGAGAUCCCAUCCCUCUGCCUGUGCCCAGCCUGCUGCCCCGUCUCAGGGCCUGGAGGAUGGGCAAAACGGUUUCUCCACAGUCGAACUCCUCUAGGCCCACCUGUGCCCGUCACCUCACCUUGGGCACGGGAGACGGGGGCCCUGCCCCACCCCCUGCCCCCUCCUCUGCAUCCUCCUCCCCUUCCCCUUCUCCCUCAUCUUCCUCCCCUUCCCCUCCCCCACCCCCACCGCCCCCUGCACCCCCAGCCCCACCUGCCCCCCGAUUCGAUAUCUAUGACCCCUUCCACCCCACCGACGAGGCCUACUCUCCACCGCCUGCUCCGGAGCAAAAGUACGACCCUUUCGAGCCCACCGGCUCCAACCCCAGCUCAUCAGCCGGGACCCCCUCACCUGAGGAGGAAGAGGAGGAGGAAGAGGAAGAAGAAGAGGAAGACGAGGAGGAGGAGGAAGGCCUGUCCCAGAGCAUCAGCCGCAUCUCGGAGACCCUGGCUGGCAUCUACGAUGACAACAGCCUGAGCCAGGACUUCCCAGGUGACGAGAGCCCCCGCCCGGACCCGCAGCCCGCACAGCCGACUCCGGCCCCUGGAACGCCGCCCCAGGUGGACUCCACCCGGGCUGAUGGAGCCAUGCGCCGGCGGGUCUUCGUGGUGGGGACCGAGGCAGAGGCCUGUCGGGAAGGCAAGGUCUCGGUGGAGGUGGUGACCGCUGGUGGAGCCGCCCUCCCGCCGCCCCUGCUGCCGCCCGGCGACUCGGAGAUCGAGGAAGGGGAGAUCGUCCAGCCGGAGGAGGAGCCCAGGCUGGCGCUGUCCCUCUUCCGCCCCGGCGGCCGGGCCGCCCGGCCUCCACCGGCCGCCUCGGCCACCCCCACGGCCCAGCCCCUUCCCCAGCCUCCCGCUCCCCGGGCCCCCGAGGGGGACGACUUCUUGUCCCUGCAUGCGGAGUCGGACGGCGAGGGCGCCCUGCAGGUGGACCUGGGGGAGCCGGCUCCCGCGCCGCCCGCCGCCGACUCGCGCUGGGGCGGCCUGGACCUGCGUCGCAAGAUCCUGACCCAGCGGCGGGAGCGCUACCGCCAGCGCUCGCCCUCCCCGGCGCCCGCGCCCGCCCCGGCCGCCGCUGCUGGUCCGCCCACGCGCAAGAAGUCCAGGCGGGAACGCAAGCGCAGCGGCGAGGCCAAGGAGGCCGCCUCGUCCUCGUCGGGCACCCAGCCCGCGCCGCCCGCCCCGGCCUCGCCCUGGGACUCCAAGAAACACCGCUCGCGGGACCGCAAGCCCGGCUCCCACGCCUCGUCGUCCGCCCGCCGCCGCUCCCGCUCCCGCUCCACCCGCCGCCGCUCGCGCAGCACCGACCGCCGCCGCGGGGGCAGCCGCAGGUCGCGGUCCCGGGAGAAGCGGCGACGGCGGCGGCGCUCCGCCUCCCCGCCCCCGGCCACCUCCUCAUCGUCGUCCUCGAGGCGCGAGCGGCACCGCGGGAAACACCGGGACGGUGGCGGCAGCAAGAAGAAGAAGAAGCGGUCGCGGUCCCGGGGUGAGAAGCGGUCUGGGGAUGGCAGCGAGAAGGCCCCGGCGCCCGCCCCGCCGCCCUCCGGCUCCACCUCGUGUGGUGACCGCGACAGCCGUCGCCGGGGGGCCGUGCCACCCUCCAUCCAGGACCUCACGGACCACGACCUCUUCGCCAUCAAGCGGACCAUCACGGUGGGCCGGCUUGACAAGUCCGACCCCCGAGGACCCUCUCCUGCUCCGGCCUCCUCACCUAAGCGGGAGGUCCUGUACGACUCCGAGGGACUGAGCGGCGAGGAGCGGGGCGGCAAGAGCAGCCAGAAGGAUCGGCGCCGCUCGGGGGCCGCCUCCUCCUCCUCCUCUUCCCGGGAGAAGGGGUCUCGUCGGAAGGCGCUGGACGGGGGUGACCGGGAUCGGGACAGGGACAGAGAUAGGGACAGGGACAGGUCAUCCAAGAAGGCCCGGCCCCCCAAGGAGUCGGCGCCUUCCUCAGGGCCCCCGCCAAAGCCACCAGUCAGCAGCGGCUCAGGCUCUUCAUCCUCGUCGUCCUCCUGUUCUUCCCGGAAGGUGAAGCUGCAGUCCAAGGUGGCGGUGCUGAUCCGCGAGGGUGUCAGCAGCACCACCCCGGCCAAGGAUGCCGCGUCAGCCGGCCUGGGCUCCAUUGGCGUCAAAUUCAGCCGUGACCGCGAGAGUCGCUCCCCCUUCCUCAAACCUGACGAGCGGGCCCCCACUGAGAUGGCCAAAGCAGCUCCGGGCAGCACCAAGCCCAAAAAGACCAAGGUCAAGGCCAAGGCAGGGGCCAAGAAAACCAAGGGGACCAAGGGAAAGACCAAGCCAUCCAAGACCAGGAAAAAGGUCCGCAGCGGAGGUGGCAGCGGGGGCAGUGGUGGCCAGGUGUCGCUGAAGAAGUCCAAGGCGGAUAGCUGCAGCCAGGCGGCAGGCACCAAAGGGGCGGAGGAGACUUCCUGGUCCGGGGAGGAGCGGGCAGCCAAGGUUCCUAGCACCCCGCCCCCGAAGGCAGCCCCGCCACCCCCUGCCCUCACUCCGGACUCGCAGACUGUGGACAGCAGCUGCAAGACACCUGAGGUCUCCUUCCUGCCCGAGGAGGCCACUGAGGAGGCUGGGGUCCGAGGUGGGGCGGAGGAGGAGGAGGAGGAAGAGGAGGAGGAGGAGGAAGAGGAAGAGGAGGAGGAGCAGCAGCCUGCUACCACCACGGCCACCAGCACUGCUGCAGCCGCCCCAAGCACUGCCCCCAGCGCGGGGUCCACAGCCGGUGACUCGGGGGCGGAGGACGGGCCAGCUUCCCGUGUCUCCCAGCUGCCCACGCUGCCCCCGCCCAUGCCCUGGAAUCUGCCAGCUGGUGUGGACUGCACCACCAGCGGCGUCCUGGCCUUGACUGCACUUCUCUUCAAGAUGGAAGAAGCCAACCUGGCAAGCCGAGCGAAGGCCCAGGAGCUGAUCCAGGCCACCAACCAGAUCCUCAGCCACAGAAAGCCACCCUCAAGUCUGGGGGUGACCCCAGCUCCUGUGCCCACCUCUUUGGGUCUGCCCCCUGGCCCCUCCAGCUACCUGCUUCCUGGCAGCCUCCCUCUGGGGGGCUGCGGUUCGACCCCCCCCACCCCCACCGGGCUGGCUGCCACGUCUGACAAGAGAGAGGGCAGCAGCAGCUCUGAGGGCCGUGGGGACACAGAUAAGUAUCUGAAGAAGCUGCACACGCAGGAGCGGGCGGUGGAGGAGGUGAAGCUGGCCAUCAAGCCGUACUAUCAGAAGAAGGACAUCACCAAGGAGGAGUACAAGGACAUCCUGAGGAAGGCCGUCCACAAGAUCUGCCACAGCAAAAGUGGGGAAAUCAACCCAGUGAAGGUGAGCAACCUGGUGCGGGCCUACGUCCAGCGCUACCGCUACUUCCGCAAGCACGGUCGCAAGCCAGGGGACCCCCCAGGGCCCCCACGGCCGCCCAAGGAGCCAGGGCCCCCGGACAAGGGUGGCCCGGGCCUGCCCCUGCCCCCUCUCUGAGAGCCCUGGCCAGCUCUUCGCCCCUCACCUCUUUGAAACUCUGGACGUAUUUAUGGCUCCACCUCCCCACCUCCCUCCCCCGUCAGUGGGAUGACUGGGGGAGGGUUGCUGCAGGGGAGAGGAGAGCCCCCUGCCCUGCCCUGCCCCGUGCCCACCUCCCUUGCCCCCAAGCCUGUCCCCAGUGCCCCUCCCUUCUGUUUGUGCCCCUCUCCCCAAUUUCAUUAAAGAUUUCAUGAAACAUUA